AUGAUGCUCGGAUUCCAUGUAUUUUUGUGAGAUGUUUUUUUUAAAAGAAUUCAUCUAUAUCUAUCAAAAUAAUUUACAGAUGUCUAUGCGAAGAAAUUUAUGGUUUUAUUUUGAUGCGUCCUACAGUUUUUCUACCUGUAAUUGGUAUUUAUGCAGAUGGGAUACUCUCAAAUGUUUUCCACAUCAAUCCAUUUAUUCAAAUUAUUGCAUUUUUCUUAUUGAUUCAUUUUAAUGCUGGAAUUAUUCUUCAUAUCAGCUUAUUCCGGCUCAAAGUAAUUAUUCCAAUGUCAUAUCGACAUUAUAGUUUGGUGGUCAAAAUUGGAAGAUGGUUUCUAAUCUUCACGUACUUUUUUUGUGUUGCUUCAACUUCAAUUUUCUUUUUACUACUUGAAGAUCAAUUCGAGGCAAAAAUUCAGAUUUCUAAGGCGAGAUAACUUUUUUUUAUUUUUAAAAACGUCAUCUACUUUUAGACUGUCUCCCCACUUCCAACAAUGUUUUGGUCCGAAAAAUAUGUAGUUUCUACUGCGAAAUCUGACAACUUUUACCGAUUUCUCUAUGCUUGCUUAUGUUUUGUUAUAAACAAUAUUGCUGUCUGUUUCAGCGUUGUACUCACAGCAUGUUGUAUACUUUAUCGAACCAAAUCUCACAUAUCAGCAAAAGUUGUCGAAGCUCAGAAAGCAUAUUUGAAAGUUCUCAUAAUUCAGGUGACGAAUUGUUUGAUGUGGACCAAAAUUAACAAAAUUGUUUCAGAUGACAGUAAUCAUUUUAUUUUUAAUUCUUCCUUUCUCAAUUUUUGGAUUUUCCAUGAAAUACAACAUGCAAUCACUACCAACGUUAAUAACUUCUCUUGUACUUGUCAUAUCUCAUGGCUCCUUCUCCACUCUUACUUUGAUUCUUGGCACAAAAUCAUAUCGUCAAGAAGUUACACGAAUAUUUUUAAAAUGCAAAUGUUUUCCUUGCUCCAACCGAUACUUAUUACCGAAUAAUGUUAUUUCGUCAAUCACAUAA
Messenger RNA from Caenorhabditis angaria, 1008 nucleotides. The record is from the annotation of a GenBank genome assembly. NCBI's taxonomy places the organism in Eukaryota, Metazoa, Nematoda, Chromadorea, Rhabditida, Rhabditidae.